This is a messenger RNA of Danaus plexippus (monarch butterfly), 1486 nucleotides long. Its product is annotated as oligoribonuclease, mitochondrial. The record is from RefSeq and is a predicted model, not a curated record. Lineage: Eukaryota; Metazoa; Arthropoda; Insecta; Lepidoptera; Nymphalidae. Gene Ontology annotation, molecular function: nucleic acid binding; 3'-5'-RNA exonuclease activity. The transcript has 3 exons. Bases 234 to 818 code for a protein of 194 amino acids. Gene Ontology annotation, cellular component: mitochondrion.
AUAGGUUAUAGGUUUAUGCUAAAAACAAGAUGAUGUAUUAUAUAAUAGACUCAUGAUAUAAUAAAAGUUAUUUUAUUCUUACAUAUCAAUAAAGAUUUUUGUAUUUAUAACACUAAACAUGUUAAACAGAAGUUUAAUACCAUUAAAGAGAUGAUGGGAUACAUCGUAUAGUACCAACGGUCAUUAAGAUGAUGAAUGUUGAUUCGUAGGUGUUUAAAGGUUAUUUCGUGAGAAUGAAAUCUAACGUCCCAAAAACUUCUACGAGUGAAGCUAAACGUAUAGUUUGGAUCGAUUUAGAAAUGACCGGUCUCAAUGUUGAAAAAGACCAUAUUCUUGAGAUAGCUUGCCUUGUAACAGAUGAACACUUAAAUAUUGUCAGCACAGGACCUAAUAUAAUCAUACAUCAGGAUGAUGAAGUAUUGAAUAAUAUGAAUCAGUGGUGUGUUACUCAACAUGGUGAGAGUGGGUUGACGGAGGCUUGUCGAAAAUCUCAAAUAACAUUAACGAAAGCAGAAAAUGACAUUUUAAAUUUUGUCAAAUCUCAUGUACCUGAGAAAUUGUGCCCUUUAGGAGGAAAUAGUGUUUAUAUGGACAGACUAUUUUUACAAAAAUAUAUGCCGAAAUUAAACAACUAUUUGCACUAUAGAAUUAUUGAUGUGAGUACCAUAAAGGAGUUAGCUAAGAGGUGGUUCCCGAAGGAGUAUUCAAGGAUACCGACAAAGAAGUUUGAACAUAGAUGUUUGAAUGAUAUCAAAGAAAGUGUUGAGGAACUUAAGUAUUAUAGAAAUAAUAUAUUUAAGGUUAAUGAACCAUUAUAAUUUUAAAAAUUCUAAUUUAGUAGACCAAUUGUUACCAAACAUUGCUUAAGAUAUUUUCCUGCUUUGUGAUAUAAAAUCUCUUCAACAUACACUAUAUAUAUAUAUAUAUGUAUAACUUUCAAACAAAUGGAAAUUAGUAAAUAUUGUAUUUUACUUGUGACUAUUUUUCAAUAGUAGGUAUAUCCAUAUACAUGUGUUUUGAAAAAUAAGCAAAAUAUUAUUAAUUAAUACAAAUGUGCGAGUAAAUUAAGUGGUGUCAUCGGAUUGGAAGAUUCAGAGUAUUCCGUUGCCUGAUUUUAUUUUUCACUAAUUAAACUAUUUUUCAUAUUUAUAAACAAUGAAUUGAUGAAUUCUAAUAAAAGUUUACUGUUGCCUUUUGUGUCAAUUAUGUCAUAUAUACAUAUAUAUAUACCAAAUUUGUCUGUUUGUAUCAUUCCAUUGCUUAUAAUACAUAGCAAGUAGAGGUAUAACUGUAUAUUUGUUAUUUUUUCUUAAAACAUGUAAGGUGCCAUGCCCUAUAUUUAAUGGAAUUUUCCAUUUCUCAGUGUUUUUUUUUAAGGAUAUGUGAAAUAAUUGAAAUAGACAGUAAUUAAGACACAAUUUAUUAAUAUUGCAGAUUGCUCACUACUCAAAAUAUAUUAUGCUUGUGUUAGAGUGCAUCCCAUUCA